AUGACGAUGUGGCUGGCUGUUCGCUCAGCCGCCAUCGCCCGGGCCUCCGGCCUCCUCCGCCGACCGGCGUGCCGACAUUACUCGGCCGUGGUAGCACACAGGAAAUCGGACCCGCUCCGGAUCCUGUUCUGCGGCUCCGAUGAGUUUAGCUGCGCUGCAUUGAAUGCGCUGGCUGCGGAGAAGAAGUGCAACCCGGGGUUGAUUGAGUCGCUGGAUGUCGUGGUCAGGCCUGGCAAGUUGACUGGGCGUGGGAUGAAGCAAAUCCGUGAGGUGCCAUUGAAAUCCCUUGCCGAGCAACUCAGACUGCCAAUUCAUGUUAGAGACACAUUCACUGGGUGGGAGCCUCAUAACGACAUCAACCUCAUCAUCGCCGUCUCUUUCGGUCUCUUCGUUCCCCCAAGGCUACUUAACUCCGCCAAGUACGGAGGACUCAAUGUGCAUCCAUCAGCACUCCCAGCUUUCCGAGGCCCGGCACCUCUCCACCACACUCUUCUCCAACGAUGUACACACACCGGUGUCACCCUCCAGACUCUUCAUCACAAGACUUUCGAUCACGGUACCGUUCUAUCUCAGACCCAGCUCCCAGGCAUUCCCAUCCCGAAAUACUGCACUUUGCAAGGCCUGCACGACAUCCUCACCCCGAUAGCCGCCGACAUGCUCGUAGACGGCCUUCGACGAGGCUUGCAUGUACCGCCUCUAAAGGACGUAGGCUGGAAGCCGACCGAAGAAGAGCAGGAGAUGCUUUGCCAUGCGCCGAAACUUGCCAAGCGUGAUAGUCAGAUCGACUGGUCUACGUGGAGCGCGGACGAUAUUGUACUUCGCCAGCGAGUCUUGGGCUCGCUGUGGUCCAUGGCGUUUGCGGACCGCGAGCGCAAGAAGUCAAUGAGGCUGAUUCUCGAGAACGUGGAGAGCGUGAAACGACCCGCGGACGUCGAGAGAUGGAUUCAAACAUACUUUGAGCGCCAAAAGUCCGGGUCUCAGCAUAAACGCGGUGAGCUUGAUGAGAAGGAAGCUAUCGAAGAGAAUCAAAAGUUGGGUAUCAAGGUGGUCGACUGGCUUUGGCACCCCAAGCAUACUUCUGCAGAGGACAUUAUGAACGCUAAAGACACCAGGCUGGCUUACUUUGAAGAGAAGGACGGCAGCAUCUUGAUCCCAGUCCCAAAAGGAGGGUGCCUGAGGGUACCGACGAUAAAGGUUGAAGGCUCAAGCAGCAAACCAGCAGCCAAGGCGAUUUCCAGCAACUUUGGUUUUAUUGAGAAAGAUUGA
Messenger RNA from Colletotrichum siamense, 1266 nucleotides. RefSeq names its product Methionyl-tRNA formyltransferase. Bases 1 to 1266 code for a protein of 421 amino acids. The record is from RefSeq and is a predicted model, not a curated record. NCBI's taxonomy places the organism in Eukaryota, Fungi, Ascomycota, Sordariomycetes, Glomerellales, Glomerellaceae. Gene Ontology annotation, cellular component: mitochondrion. The transcript is spliced from 4 exons. Gene Ontology annotation, biological process: conversion of methionyl-tRNA to N-formyl-methionyl-tRNA; biosynthetic process. Gene Ontology annotation, molecular function: methionyl-tRNA formyltransferase activity.